Lactuca virosa is the source of this 445-nucleotide messenger RNA. Lineage: Eukaryota; Viridiplantae; Streptophyta; Magnoliopsida; Asterales; Asteraceae. The record is from the annotation of a GenBank genome assembly.
GAACCCCACUCCAGCCCACCCUUCCCAUUCAUUACUAUAUCUUCAAGUAGAAACACAAAAACACACAUAACCCAUGGAUGAUGUAUGGAAAGACAUCAGCAGCCUUCCAUCUCUUCACCACCCUACCACCACUCAUCACCUCCAAGAUUUCUUUGAUCCAGAUGCAGCCAGGGCUGGUGGAGGUGGUAGUGGAGCCACCCUCCACCACCCUUCUCCUCCAUCACCACCACCGCCACCGCCACCCACCACCAUGUUAAGUCUGAGUACUUCUGGUAACUCAGCACAUGAUCAAGAACCAAUACAUAAUAAUUCAUCAACAGGAGCCACUCCACAUGUAACAAAUCAAAGAUCCCCCCCUAAGUACAGUGACAAGUUCAAGCGUCUGAUGAAGAACCGUGAAUCAGCUGGUCGCUCUAGAGCUAGAAAACAGCAACACCAAAUUUAA